This is a messenger RNA of Caenorhabditis elegans, 1486 nucleotides long. RefSeq names its product Microfibrillar-associated protein 1 (gene mfap-1). NCBI's taxonomy places the organism in Eukaryota, Metazoa, Nematoda, Chromadorea, Rhabditida, Rhabditidae. The record is from RefSeq and is marked reviewed. Gene Ontology annotation, cellular component: nucleus. The coding region runs from base 2 to 1402 and encodes 466 amino acids. The transcript is spliced from 4 exons.
AAUGGGAGAUUAUGUACCUGGAUUUGAACAACGCGAAAGCGAUAAUCGAAGUUUCGGACAUUCGCGUCUUCCGACUCUUGGAGCCAUUCCAAUCAAAAAUGAGAAAGGACAAACUGUUAUGCAGAAAGUGAAAGUUUCAAGAUAUGUGGCUGGAAAGGCACCAGAAUAUGCUCGUAACUACGACAGUGACAGCAGUGAAUCAGACCGAGAGACAGAUCGAGAUGAUGAUCGAAGAAGACGUAGACGUCGUGAAAGUAGUGAUGAAGAAGAUAGAAGACGCCACAGAAGACACGAAGAUUAUGGUAGACGACGACAGGUGGAGAAGCCAGAAGUUCUUGGAAAAGUAGAGGACGAAUCAUCUGAAAAUGAACAGGAAUCUGAAGAAGACGAAGAGAAACAAGAAGAGAGAAGAGAAAGAGCCAGAAUGAGAAGAUUGGAAUUACAUGAAAAUAACAGAGAAAAAGAUGAAGAACAAGAAGACAGUGCUGAAUCAGAUGAAGAAGAUUUUGAAAGAAGACGUCAAAUGCUCAGAGAUAGAGCUAUUAAAAGAGAGGAAGAAAUAAAACGAGAAAUUAAAGAAGAACUUGAAGAAGAUGAUGUUGAAGAGGAGGAAGAAGAAGAAAGUAGUGAAGAGGAAGAUUCAGAUGAAGAUGACGAUCCAGUUCCAAGAUUGAAGCCUAUUUUCACAAGAAAGAAGGAUCGUAUCACUUUGCAAGAAGCCGAGAAGGAGAAAGAAAAAGAAAUUCUGAAAAAGAUCGAAGACGAAAAAAGAGCUGAAGAACGGAAGAGAGAAAGUGCAAAAUUAGUUGAAAAGGUUCUUCAAGAGGAAGAAGCUGCUGAGAAAAGAAAAACAGAAGAUCGUGUUGAUUUGUCAUCUGUUCUAACCGACGAUGAAACUGAAAAUAUGGCAUAUGAGGCGUGGAAGCUCAGAGAAAUGAAACGAUUGAAGAGAAACCGUGACGAACGUGAAGAAGCCGCACGCGAGAAGGCAGAACUUGACAAGAUUCACGCAAUGUCCGAGGAAGAACGACUCAAAUAUCUUCGUUUAAAUCCAAAGGUUAUCACUAACAAACAGGACAAAGGAAAAUACAAGUUCCUUCAAAAAUAUUUCCAUCGUGGAGCUUUCUUCUUGGAUGAAGAAGAUGAAGUACUCAAGAGAAACUUUGCCGAAGCUACCAACGAUGAUCAAUUUGAUAAAACUAUUCUGCCGAAAGUUAUGCAGGUCAAAAACUUUGGAAAAGCAUCUCGAACCAAGUAUACGCACUUGACAGAAGAAGAUACAACAGAUCAUCAAGGUGUUUGGGCAUCAACGAAUCAGUUGAAUUCUCAAUUCUCCACGAAAAGAGCCGGAGGAUCCAGACCAGUUUUUGAGAGACCUGCAACAAAAAAGCGAAAGAACUGAAAAAGCUUGCACAUUCCUGAAAAUCCCAAUUUUUUGUACUUCGAUUUCUAUUUAUUUGUUUUCUAAGAAUAAAAAAUGUUUCAG